CAAUCUCUCACCUAUUUAUAAUAUGCUGUCCUCAGUCUCAGUGCCGCUGGGGAUAACGUAAACGUGCAAUUUCGUCUACUCAGUUCAGACUAACAAUCGUGAAGAAAGUCCAUGACAAGUGAUAAAAGGCCGACAAAACCUUAUAAAUUUAGUGAACUGAUUUAUAAAACGUUGAAAAAUCCGCCUCUGUAAAUGACCUGUUCUGGGCUUUGGAAUUAGCAGUUUAUUUAAUUGGGCAUACGGUUACUUCGACCCAACGAAAAUGCAGCAAUACCGAUCAGAAGUCUACAUAAUUCACGAAGAACAGAUCCUAGAGGCAAUCGAUCAACUACGUCGACGAAAGGCUCGUCCCGACGCUGAUCGAAUUUGCAACUAUCUCCUCCGAAAGUUCUCAGUAGAUGCCAGAGAUACCAUCGCUGACCUGCACCGCUUGAUCGAAGCUGAGAAGGUCAUUCAGGUUGAUUACAAGGGAAACACCAGCUACAGGAAUGCAUCAAAAUGGUCUCGGCUUCAACUGUACAAAAACCGUCCGGAGGGAUUUGUAAAAGAGAAACUCAACUCCAACAUGAUGGCCUCAGCUUUUGCAGAGCUUCUCGUGGAAGAGCCGGACUAUCUCGAUCAAGGAGUCCCUCCGUUUCGUCUAAUUGAGCAGCUCCUCGAUGGUAUCAGCAAUCCCACAUCCCGAAAAAUGGUGGAGGAUUUUUUAGCUAAAGAAGUAUCCACUGGGAACAUAACACGAAUGAGUAACGGCCAUUAUUCAUUGGUGGGAACAAGUGAUGUCUCCAGCAACACGUCUCUUAAAAUGGAUAAGGAAGACGUAGAUAUUUCGGAUAAUAAUGCCAGGAGAUACUCCAGUGAGACUGGUGAUUCUGGAAAAGAUUCGAUAUACAAAGAAUCACAUGCGGAUUUCUUUGGAUUUGAUGAUGUAGGAAACUGUGACUCUAGAAGCGACAAUACUCCCAGAUCGUCUAGGCAGGCCAGUCCCAAAGAUGAUCAUGACAAAGAGGAUGGAUUUGAUAAGGCUGAAGAGAAUACUGUAGAGAAAAAGGGGCAGGAAAAAAAUAGUGAAGAGAAGGAAAUAGAAAGGAAGGAGCAGGAGAAAAUCGAGAAGGAGAAGGAAGUCGAUGUGAGGGGGGCGGAGGGCAUGAGCUGUGUGAAGAAGUCCAAUAAAGGGGAACGAAAACAGAGGCUGCUGGUCAGGCCUGAUGACUCGAUGGACUUGGAAAUUAAAUUUGAGGAAGAUUUUGAGGGGCGCGAGGAGAAAGAACGGAGGGGAAGACGACGUCAUGAUAUGGAAGAACGACAAAGUGAAGAGAGGGAGGACGAGGAGACCGGGAGGAAUAGUAAUAACCAAUCUCCAACGGGAGGGACUGUUGGAGGAUUCAGGAGUGCUAGGAGGAAGAGAGCAAAAAAAGUGUUUGAUCCAUCCGACACUAACAUCCCCAAACGUAAAAGAGGAAGACAACCCCUGACGAGUAAAACUUCAGUUCAGAUAUCUCAUGAGUAUCAGGAAGGCCCUUCAAAGACCACUGCCAAGGAGGGACCUAAUCGACAAUGCAGUUUGUGUGCCAAGGAUAAAUCAGAGUCUCUCGUUGCCUGUCGUGACUGCACAGUCAGAGCUCAUCCAAAGUGCAUUUGGAGUCCCGAGGACCUCAUUCACAAGAUUGGGGGUAGUUGGCAAUGUGAGAGAUGCAAAACUUGCAGCGUUUGUUGUGAAACUUCCGAGACUGGGGCUUUAAUUACAUGCAUAUCAUGUGACGAAGCUUAUCACUAUAUUUGUCAUACGCCACGAGUUCCUUCUUCAAAAUCACACUUAAAAUGGAAUUGUAGUAGCUGUACUGAGAAAAGAUCAGUGAUGGUGCCUGCGGUGACAACUCAAGAGAAAGUGCAGUCUUCACGGCCUGAAACUCCGAUUAAUCCCCCCCAAUUACCACCCGUUUUGAGCCCUCAAGUCUCUCCAACUAGGGGAUCGAUUGAUCAUACAGAUGAUCAGGUGUUUCCUCGAGAGGGAAUUGAUCCUACUAUUCCCGAUGCUUCAGAUUGGACAUCGGAACAGGUUUAUCAAUAUUUUGCACGGCUUUUUCCCAAAGAAGCUGAAGUUUUCAGACUGCAGGACAUCGAUGGACACUCUCUGCUUCUCAUGAAACGUUCGGAUGUUCUUAUUGGACUGGACCUGCUCCUCGGGCCAGCCUUGAAAAUCUACAGGCACGUGCUCAAGUUGCAAAUGCGCCGUGAUGAUCCUCGUUUCUACUGGCUAUAAUCAAACUCUAGAAGUGGAUUAAUCUGUUGAGAAAUUUUCCAGUUGUCGCUCAGUUAAACAGUUCCAUUUGAGUCGCAUCAGUUCCAAGACAUGACUCAAUUAUCGGCUUUCAGUGAAUUUGAUGCUUGAAGUCCUAGCAGGAAAGCAAAGCAGUCAAUUUCUCAUAAUUUACUGGAUAUAGAAUUGUGAAUAAAGUAUUAUUUGAAAUAGAAAAUAA
This is a messenger RNA of Diachasmimorpha longicaudata, 2477 nucleotides long. RefSeq lists its product as uncharacterized. The transcript is spliced from 6 exons. The record is from RefSeq and is a predicted model, not a curated record. Gene Ontology annotation, cellular component: nucleus. Gene Ontology annotation, molecular function: DNA binding; histone binding; chromatin binding. The coding region runs from base 263 to 2260 and encodes 665 amino acids. NCBI's taxonomy places the organism in Eukaryota, Metazoa, Arthropoda, Insecta, Hymenoptera, Braconidae. Gene Ontology annotation, biological process: negative regulation of DNA-templated transcription.